Mercenaria mercenaria is the source of this 3482-nucleotide messenger RNA. RefSeq lists its product as uncharacterized. The record is from RefSeq and is a predicted model, not a curated record. The transcript has 2 exons. NCBI's taxonomy places the organism in Eukaryota, Metazoa, Mollusca, Bivalvia, Venerida, Veneridae. Bases 146 to 1963 code for a protein of 605 amino acids.
UGUUGCCCUCAUGUAUGUAAGGUCUUAGUGUUAUGAAUUUUUUUGUCUCAUGUUUUUGUAUAUAUAUAUACAAGCUGACAGUAGAAUGAAAUAAACUUUGAAACUGAAACUUUGGAUAGUAUAAUACAAAACUGAGAGACAGAGUAUGGCGGACAAGUUCUUCGGUAAAGACUCUCCGCAUGGUCUUGUAAAACGGAUAAUGUACAAGAAGUAUCUCCAGGCUUUUAUCCCAAUUACACAACAAGCUAAAGAUGCAUACGGUCAGCAGUUAUAUACUACGGCGAUAAUAGACGGCUUUGCUGGCGCUGGACGUUACGGUGACGAAUGGCCAGCUGAAAUAGAACGGUAUGGUUCUCCACUGAUAGCUCUGAUGGUGAGCUUGAACUACCUCUACCGGAAACAGCAUGGAAAGGAUAAAAUCUGGAGGAUACAGUCAAGUGAGAGAGACAGCGACGCCGAAAUUGUUGAUAUGGUCGCAACGAUGUCACUUUCAGAAAACGCGCAAAAGCCUACGGUAAAGCCGAAAAUAAAACUGAUUUUCAUUGAAAAGGAUGCUGCACACUUUAAAGGGUUGAAGGAUAACAUCGCUGAAGUUCUCGAUUAUUUCUUUCCAAAUCCAGAUGUAUCGUACACAGAAAGCGAAACAGAAGAUGGCAUUUAUCAUUUCAUCAUAACGAGCCCGAAUUAUCCCAUCUCCUGUAAAUUAGUUAACACAGAAUUAACAAACUUCAAACCGCCUUGGUUCAUAAAGGAUCAUUUAGUCAUGUGCCUUGUAUUCCUUGAUCCUUUUGGCGUCUCACAAACGCCGAUUACUCAUGUUCAGAAAUUUGUCGGACCUGGCAAUUCUUUGCUCAUCAACUUCAUGAGCAGCUUUGUCAACAGAUUCGUUAAAACCCGGCAUAUUGAGAACCUUUAUGGGAUCCCGUACCUAUAUGAGAAAGCUUCAGAAAUGAAAAUACAAUUAGAGUAUGAGUCGUUGAGUAAGUACAUCAGUUAUCUUGUGCGGCAGUUCGAGAGUGGAAGCAUUGUACAGCCGCUGAAUGAAAUUCAGUGUUGUGCAGCCAACUAUGAAAAAAUGCUGAAGAACGUUUUCGGAACUGAGUCACUUCUUUUUGAGAUGAGAGGGAGAAACAACAACAUUAUCUAUCAUCUCAUUUUUGUCACUGAUCAUAUCAAAGGCGUUGAAAUCAUGAAGGAAGCGAUGAAUUGUUGCUCCCAGAAUGAAGGUGAAAUGACAAUGUCUGAUUAUCAGUUUUACAGAAAUGGUUGUGUACUGAAUUUGGGAAAUACGCAAGAUGUAACAGUCGUCGCUAACACCAUUUAUGAAAAGUUUGCAGGUUGUUCCAAAAUCAACGUUUUGCACGUGAAAAACUAUGUUCUUCUUGACACUCCGUAUGUUUUCCGCAAGAAAAGUCUUGCUGUUAUGGAGAAAGAACAAACACCAAGAUUAGAAAAUGUCGUUGAUCAAAAAGGUCAGCCGCCUAAGCGGAAAGGAACAUAUCCCGACGACAGAACAUGGUACUUGACUUUCAGCUGGACUGAAGAGAUAGAUUACUUUGCCGUGAAAAUAUAUAAAAAGUACGGACCCAACCAAGUUGUAGCACUACAUGAUAUAAAGGAAGACUUUCCAUAUGAUCAUUUCAUCGCGGAUGUUCUCCGAAAACAAUAUCGUUGUAUAGAGAAUACACUAACACCAAGAAUGGUACAUGUUACAACAAAUCAGGGCAAAAAGAAAAUAUAUAUGGAUCAGUUCGUAGAGAAUGCACUCCUCAUGAUGGCUACCGACAGCAGUCCUGAAUGUAGUAUCUAUUACAAAGACGACGGCUGUGUACCUGAACAGAGCUAUGUAUUUAGUAGAGACAGGGAGUGGUACAUCGUAUUCAGAAGGACACCAGUUUUUGACCGAAGAUCAAUUCCGGAUUACAUACAUGUUUCUCAACUUUACAAACAAGUAUGUUUCUAAGGACCUGCGUGUCGUUAGUCAUAUAUGCCCGACUGAAGAUAGUACAAAUGGCAGAUGAAAUGCCCAACACUUUCCAACAAGUGAGAAAUUCUCAAGUUUCGCUACUCGUGUUUUGUUUGAUAACGUAUUUUUAGGAAUGGAUAUUUGUUGUGACUCUAGUUUUAAACAAUGAGAAUUAUGUAAUUCUGACACAGAUUAUGGAUGGUGACAAAACUUACGUAUAAAAUGUAUGAAAUUCAUUUCUAAUUAUUUGCUACCUAUUGAAAUUUAUUGAUAACAAAGCAAACUUGCAAAAUUGUUUAGACUUUAAAUUGAGAGGAAAUGGAAUGUGUUGAUAAUUCAACAUAUCUUGGUGUUGAUCAUACUCAUACAAAGUUCUGAAAGCUUACAAUUCUAUAAUUGCUUAGUAUGAAGAGACAGCUUAGAUAUUAAAACUUAGCUAUUAUGUUGAUUUAAAGACUGUACAUCUCUGGGGUAUUUGGCAUUUAUGACACUAAGGAAGAAGAUAAAUAACAUAUAAAAUUCUGUAAAAUUCUUUUAGGAGUUAAGAAAUAAACUUUACUUUUAAUUAGGUAGAUUCUACUCUGCAAUGAAAGUGCUAUAAAAAUUUAAAAAAAAAACUGAUUGAAAGUUAAGAAAAAAAACAACAACAAAACUCAACAAUGUGAAGGUAAUUUAUUGUUUAACUUUUAAGAUAAAAUCUUAGACAAGGUGUAAUUUGUCCUCUUGUUCUGCUCUGAAACAACUUAUGUAUCAAUUGUUGCUGUUGUGACAUGAAUGUUGUCUUAAUUAGAAUAUUACAGCAAAAAUUUGUUGCGGCGAUUUACUACUACUAUUCCUGGCCUAAACGCGAAACUAGUUUAUCUGCUUCUAUUUCUAUAUACACAUAGACUAGUUUCGCGUUGAGGCCACGUAUUGCACAAGUUAUGAAGACUAUUAUCCUACAUACAGUAUUUUUGGUUUGAAAGCAUUAUGUGUAAACAAACACCGACACAAAACAUUCCAUUUUUAUCUCAAAUAAUGCACGAGUUCUGCAUAGGCCUAGACUUAAUUGGUAAUGCGACAUAAUUAUCAAAUAUUUCGACAUCAAUUUUUGUUAUAUAUUUACAUCAGUAUUCUAUACUAUAUGGUUCAUUUCUACACAUACUGUUUCAUACAUUUUCUACUAAUUCCAAUGUGUAUGUAUUUCCACAAACACACCUUGCACGUUGUAAAUACACAUUUAUCAUAUUAUUACCAGUUAUUUCCAUUAAUUUAUAUGGGUAUCAUUCCAAUAUGCUAUAUUACAGUCAUUAUGACAUCAUGUGUUGGCGUGACUCUAGGCCAAUCAAAAAUUUGAGAAGGAUUAAGUCUGCAUAUUUAUUGUUACAUGUAAUUUUCUUGGUUGGAUGUUCAUAUUUUGUGCUUUAUAUUUCAUAUGUUUCUACUAAAACUUGAGUACUUACAUUUUCACUCAGUUAUUGAUUGUUAAACUUAACUAUUGUAAUUUCUAAUGAGGAAAUAGCCAGAAAAUAUUUGC